UUAUCAGCCGUGCGGCGCGCUUUCUAGGUUACUAGGUUAGGAUUUGGUUUUAUUUGAAAUUUAAUUUUGAAUUUCAUAAUCUUUCUCUCAGCGCAGCGGAAUCGAAUGAGAAACUUUGCUCAGGAGGCUUUCCGCAAUCAAUGUCUUGUAAAUUUGAAACCCCUGAACCAAGUACGUCAACUAAGGAUAAGAAAAAACCCAGGAAAAUCAAGCCCUCAAAAAGUGAAUCAGGAAGUAAAAGGAGUGCGCCAAAGCAAAAAAUGAACAAAACUGUCAAAGUGCCAGGUACUCAAAAAAGUAAGACUCAACUGUCAGCCACAAAGAUGUUGAGGAGAAAAAAAGUGAAGCAUCUAGAAAAACUUGUGAAGUACUACAUCAAUAGGCUAUCAUUUGACUCAGCUUUAUUUUGGGCCCAGCGUCUUCUAUCAAUAGACAAAUCUGCUGAGAGUAUCUAUCUACUAGGGAGAUGUUUAUUUCUGAAGAAACAAUAUCGUCGUGCCAUAAAUGUCAUCAGGGAGGCUGGUUUAGACAAGAAGGAAAUCAAUCCAUUAUGUUUUUACCUCGUUUGCAAGUGUUUAUAUAUGGUGGGUGACUACCCUGAAGCCCUAGAUUUACUCAGUGGAGAACCGCAGAAUGUUCAUCUUACAGAUGCUCCCUUCUCCUGCACUAGCAGAAGGAAAUCUAAAUGGAUGAAAAAAUAUGGUCAAAAGAAAAAUAUUGAACCUUCUCUUACUGUUUUGAAAGCUCAAAUUCACGAGAAAAUGGAAAAUAGAAUCGUUGCUGCAGAAAACUAUAAGAAAGCCUUGGAGCAAGAUAUAUUUUGCUAUGAAGCUUUUUCAGCUUUAGUCAGUCAUCAUAUGAUUUCUUCUCAAGAAGAAAAGGCAAUCAUCAAAAAAAUGGAUGAGCAGUUAGCUAAUAAACCGAUCAAUCACGAAAAGGCUCUCGUCAGAGAAAUUUAUCAGAAUAUCAUCGAUAAGUAUCGUGCUCCAUCAAAUAAUCGCAAAGAAAUCGAUGCCAAGAUAUGUCCUACCUCACACAGUUCAAAAGCCUAUCCUUCGACCAACCUUUGCAAACAUCCAUAUGUUGCAAUAGCAGAAGCUGAGAGACUGUAUAAUGCUUGUUAUUUUGCAGAUUGUCUCAGUGUCACUGAAGAAAUUCUAGAAAAUUCUCCAAUGCAUCCUACUUGUUUACCGAUCCAUAUUGCUUGCUUAUUUCAACUUCGACUGUGCAAUAAAUUAUUUCAACUAGGCGAAGCACUAAUCAAAGAGCCGAAGAAUUCCAAUGCCUGGUAUGCAGUCGGAUGUUAUUAUCUUGUCUCUGGUAAAGUUGAAUUAUCGAGGAAGUACUUUGCCAAGGCAACGUCAGUAGAUAAAAUGAAUGCUCCCGCAUGGAUUGCAUAUGGUCAUUCGUUUGGAUUUUUUACUGAACAUGAUCAAGCCAUGGCAGCCUAUUUUAAGAGUGCUCAAUUAUUAAUCGGGUGUCAUUUGCCCUUGCUAUAUCUUGGAAUGGAGUGCACUGAAACAAACAAUUUUAAAUUAGCAGGAAAUUACCUAGGACAAGCUUGUCAAAUAGUUCCUAAUGAUCCUUUUGUAAUCCAUGAAAUGGGAAUCGUAGCCUAUCAAAGCAAAGAGUACGCUCAAGCUGAAAAACAUUUUGAUCUCGCCUUAGCAUUAGUACAUGAACGGAAUCCUGUUAUCGUGGCUGAAACAUGGGGUGUGUUACUGAACAAUCUUGGUCACACUCAUCGAAAAUUGAAAAAUUACGAUCGAGCUUUAGAAUACCAUUUAAAGGCAGUGAAAAUUAAACCAACGUGUCCAAAAAUUAGGACUGCCGUUGGCUUUGUGGAAGCACUUUUAGGUCGUUAUGAAGACGCUGCCAAGUCAUUUCACAGAGCUUUAUCAAUACAGUCUGAUAAUUCCUUUGCAACCAGUAUGCUGAAUAUUUGUUUAGAACGGCUGAGUCAUGAGGAUCAUAUUUAUCAUGAAUUUAAAAAUGACGACUUUGUGUUUAUUCGACCAUCGACUAGUCAUGGACCUGCAGAGAGCUCCAAGUCUGGACUGUUCUGGUCUGGAAGUCCAGGAGACCUCAGCGAGGAUGAAAGUUUAAUUUAUCAACUUGAAGAAGGUUCAAGUGGCUCCGACUCGGAAAAUGGGUUCAACAUAGGAAGUGCCUCGGAAGAAGGCUCUGGUUGCAGUGAUGUUGAAAUGCAGGAUGAAAAUGUAUCAUAAUCCUCCAAGCUCUUGGUCUUAGGUCAAAAAAGUCUUGUUGUCAAUCGAAUACGUUUUACAUCCUAUCCCGAGUGAGACCAAGGUCAGUCCGAUAAGUUGCUUAUUAUUUUAAUCACAGUACCGGUCCCUGUAAUUUUGGGACAUCUAAUGUAUGCUCAUGAGAGAGUCUCAAUGCCAGUUGAAUACGGGUUAAAUCUGCGAUAAAAUAUAAUAAGUAAGAGUGUGAUUAGUUUGAGAGGCCAUUUUGAUGAGGGAUAGAUGAAUAUUCCUCACAGUUUUGAUGGCAUGACAUCUGUAAAUAAGGCAGCAAAAGUGAUGGUGCUCUAACUUUCAUCCAUUGAACCCUGUAUCGAAUCAAUCUGUAUUCAACCGGCUUGAAUGACAUACCUACCCGAAGGCAAGGGAGCCGUACACGAGAGAAAAAAUAGUUCAAGGGAUGAUUGAGAGUGCACCUCAUGUGUACUGUACGUUAACCAUUAUGAUUGUUGAUUGGACGUAUUUCUGUUAAACGGAACUAAGCGCCAAAUUGAGUUCCUUUUAAGGAUUUUAGAAUCCUGGAUAGUACGUUUUGUCAAACGGAACUAAGCGCCAUGGAAAAGCAUUGCGAGUACCGGACGGAACGAGCAUCACGUUCCGCAACACCCACCAAUCCGAGCCUCCCUCUCCCUUCCUCUCCCGAUAGCACUUAGUUCCGUUUGAUAGAAAUACGUCCAAUUAUGCGUGUCUGGGGAAAAAGUUAAGAGAAACUCAUUUUUGUUUUGUUUGGUUAUGUUUGGCAAUCUACACUUUAGUGUUCAGCCUGGUUUUUGAUGGUACGAGAAAAACUCAUGUCGUCAAAAGAUGGUGUUGUUGCUUUGUACAUAUUUAUCCAGAAUAAUGAUAAUUAUGUACAGUUUAAGGAGCCUUAGUACCUGUUCUCAUUUAUUGAAGUAAAUUGUAUUUCUAAUCCUGUGAUUGGUGUUUUCAUUAAUUUAGUUUAAUUGUAACGUUUCUAAUAAAUUACAGCCCAAACAUUUUUUUUGUUUUUAAUACUAUGAGUUCUGUUACCAUGGUUGUUUAAAUCAUAUGUAUGUUCUGAUAAAUCCUCUUUUCGCCCCACAUUGUGCAUUGUGCAUUUGUGCAUUGUGACUUUUACAUCUCCUUUGAUUAUUGACUUAUCUGAAGUUGCUCUUGUCAACACAUUCGCCCCUGCUGAUUUAAGCUAAUUUUACUUGUUCUAUCACUGUCUAAAGUUACGAUAAUUUUAUUUGCAUUUCUGCGGAAACCUUUUCAUUGGAAGCAGCUUACUCGAAUGUUUCUGGCUCAUACCUGAUGACUGCCUCUUGCUAUUUUAGUCUCUUUGAAUGGGAUUUAGUUUGGCUGUUCUGUAGCCCUGUGAUCAAUGCAAUGAGUUCCAUAUGUACCAAAGGUAGGCAAUUUGCAGUGCCGAAAGAAUUGCGCCUUAUUUCAAUUUUAUUCCGAUAGAUUUCAGUAAAAGAAGCCGCUUCAAUUGGUGAAGAGACAUUGUACACAACUUUCCAAUAUAAUAGCCAUAAUUUUACCAUGUAAUAGCAAUUUAUUGCAAACCUGUGCUACUUGGGCAUGACACUUUUAUUUCUUUGAAAGUUUUUAUUUUUAUACAAAAAAUUUGUACAAAAAACGUUCCAUUAUUUUUUGUGGACUGAAGCUAAAUAAAACUGAUUGAAAAUUCAAAUCUUUUGUCAAAAUAUUUUGAUGUACUUUUUGUCACUCCCGCACAGUAAACUACAAUAUGAUGUACUGUAGCGGUCUGCUAGUUGAAAUCAUGACAAGAUCAAGUAGUUUGGAGGUUAUAGCAGCAGAGCUUAUUUUAAAAUUCUUCAUUAAUAAAGCAGAAUAAAGUGGAUUCUAAUUUGCA
This is a messenger RNA of Bemisia tabaci, 4104 nucleotides long. Its product is annotated as cell division cycle protein 16 homolog. Gene Ontology annotation, molecular function: protein binding. Gene Ontology annotation, biological process: cell division; anaphase-promoting complex-dependent catabolic process; protein ubiquitination. The record is from RefSeq and is a predicted model, not a curated record. Gene Ontology annotation, cellular component: cytoplasm; anaphase-promoting complex. NCBI's taxonomy places the organism in Eukaryota, Metazoa, Arthropoda, Insecta, Hemiptera, Aleyrodidae.